Molecule: messenger RNA, 1533 nt
Organism: Exophiala bonariae
Lineage: Eukaryota; Fungi; Ascomycota; Eurotiomycetes; Chaetothyriales; Herpotrichiellaceae
Exons: 2
Coding region: 1-1533 (510 amino acids)
Source: RefSeq, a predicted model, not a curated record
AUGUGGCCCAAGGAGCUGCACACUUCGUGGAGCGGCGGGCUUUAUUUUGACCGAAACGCGUGUCUGUCAAGCUGGACAGGGAUUGUCGAUGAUGAGCUCUCAAUCUCAGAGGGGUCUAUUCGUGAUUUCAUCCGUGGCACCAACCGUGGACUGUAUGAGAAACUGAGAGGACUCCCUUAUCCCACCUAUUCGCUCAAAUGCGAUCGUACUGUGAUUCGAGAAUGUGAAGAUCAAGACCCUGCUGAGGUACAAGUUUCUGGAAAACUGAGAUUGAUUACCACGGAAUCCGGAGAGCUGGGUGUGCCUCCAAGUCCGUUGGUACAGGAAUUUCGGACUAUUAGCUCCCUCGAUACCGACACCGUGUUGACGGUGAUUGAUUCAAUUGUCCUUGGUGCCUUCACCUUCACACUCCAUCAUCAUGACGGCGAUCGUACGGUCUGUUGCCUUCAUCCUACAUGCCUCCUUCCACACCAUAUCAUUCCAAAAGGCUAUACUUUUGCUGGCGUCAGAUGCAACAACCUGCAAAAUGCAGAUCACCCAUGGUCCUCAGUGGACUUCUACUGCGCUGAUUGCCUCGACGUUGUGGUCAAGCUGCAUGUUGAUACAAUGCUCAAGCUAGAUGCCGAGAAACCAGAGCUUGUCGAUUCUUUGUAUGAUGGUACGCCAAAAGCACAUAUCCUCCAAGCUGCAGAACGACUUCAACCAGAACUAAUCGACAAGAAUCUCUGGAAGAUGUAUUAUCCGACCGAACCCCCAUUAGAGGUCGGGGUGGGUUCCAACUCGCCAAAAGGUCUUCGCCUGCGCCGUCAAAAGCAGUACGAAAUCAAGCAAAUCUUAAAGAAAGUUAUUUUGGAUCGGUACGCCGAGCAGAUAGGGAAACAAGAUACUACCGAGCCUGGAAGCUUGGUGAUUGUUCGUCCACGACAUCUUCCACCUUACGCGGAGCGUUACAAGAAACAAGGCCGAGAACGGACGCAGGAUCGUGGUGCCCGUCAGAAGCUGGAUUCGGUUUGUGCCAUCAUUGACGAACCGAUUCCAGAGCGUGGUGUCUCCUGCUGGUGUGGAGAACCCAACGUUGAACGCGAAAUGAUUCAGUGCAGCUCAGAGUAUUGCAUGUUCGGAUUGAUCCAUUUUGAGUGCACCAACCUCAAGGAGAUACCAAUUGAUGAUGGCAAAUUUCUCUGUCGAUAUUGUCAGACAGAUCCAUUGAUUGACGGGAAAAUGCCUGAGAGAGCAGAAACGCCAUUGGAAGAUGACUUAUCAGCAAUAGUGCCAUCCAUGGAGACAGACAAUGAUGGUGACUGGGACACCGAGGUGACGAGCAGUGAGCAAGAACAAGAACAAGAUGAAGAUGGAGACGAUGGAGAUGAUGAAUAUGAAGAAGAUGAGGAGAGCCAGGAUGGCGAGCAUGAGCUGGAUGAUGAGCACUUUCAUGCAGCCUCUCGUUUCGUCACUGUCAACAAUCAAUUGGAACCAUGGAUGGCUCUACCAGAGAUGAAAUGGAGCGUGUCUGAUGAAGACAUGGGCUUUUGA